Molecule: messenger RNA, 3186 nt
Organism: Chara braunii
Lineage: Eukaryota; Viridiplantae; Streptophyta; Charophyceae; Charales; Characeae
Source: the annotation of a GenBank genome assembly
GCUGUCGGGCAGAAAAUGUGGGGCUUCUGAACCGUUGAUGUCACUGGAUAUCAAUCAACCCUUACCCGGUCUGGAGGAUAAGGAAAAGGAGGAGGGUGAGCAGGGGGAGAAGGACAUGCGACAACGAGAGGAGGAGGAGGAGGAGGAGGAGGUAAUCGAGGAGGCUGAGGGGGGCGCAACCACAGUCAACGCGGCAUGCUGUGACGAUGCCGCCGCACGCAUCUCGUCGGGAGAGGUGAGGGCGGAGGGGGAGAGGGAGAGGGAGAGGGAGAGAGUACUACCCUUUCCCAUUCUUUUGACGGGGGUAGAGGGGGAAGACCACCGGGGGAAGGGCUGGUUUCUUAACCAGGACAGUCGUCGGUCAUCCACCCACCACCACCACCAUCACUCUUACCCGUCCUCUCCCUGUCCCUCUCCCUCUCCCUCUCCCUCGAUCAGAUGUGCCAGCAUCAACGGCGCUGGCGAGGCCGAGGGUGUUGUUGCAAUGGGAGGGAAGGAGUCGACGGGCCGCUCGACCAGACUGCUCGGUCACAGCAAUCGGGCUGUCGUCGCUAUGGGGGAAGCUAUGGCCGACGCGACUGCGAUGGCGAUGGCGACGGACACAGCCUCGGGAGCCAACGGGGUUUACGGUACGGGUGCUGCUGGAAGUGGAGGUGGAGGCAUCGUAGGGUUAGCUCCGCCUUCGCGGAUUAGCAUGCUGACGAAGCUUGGAAUCGCCACGGGCGUGGGCGACGUGCUGACGUGGAAGCAUAGCAAGGAAGGCUUAUCCAAGGCGGAUCAUGUCAAUCUCAGGCCACGUGGCACGGAUUCGUGUUUGGCGCCAAAUUCGCCUGAGAAAGUAGGGGACGGACGUGUGGCUCGAUCCGCGGUCGUGUGGGGGGAUUGCUCGACAAACAGGGCCGCUCUUCAGGAGGCGAAGAAAUGGGAGAGGGAGAGGGUGAGGGAGAGGGAGAGGGAGAGGGUGAGGGAGAGGGAGAGGGGGGAGGGGUUAUUCUUCCCGAGAGCGAGUGUGGUGGAACAGCCGAUUGUCGGGACCUCGACCGUCAACGCGGCUCGAUACCCGACGGCGAUGGCGCGCAAUGUGGCAGACGAGAACGACCGUGCUCACUUCUUCUGGGACGCUGCUGCUCCUCCUCCUCCUCCUCCUCCUACUGGGCAUCAUCCCCAUGGUUAUUCCUCGGCUGCUGCGCCUCCCUCCUCGCUACCCUCCUCCUCCUUAGCCGCGGCCGCCAGCUCGGCGUCACCGGGAUCGCGAUCCUUGCAAUCAUCCGUCUGCGAGAGCGCGGAGCUGGGGCGGAAAGGUGGUGGCGGUGCGAUGAUGGGUAGAAUUAGCCAGGCAUCCUCGACGUCCACGACGGCCGUCGUUGGAGCGAUGGUGUCGUCGUUGGCAGCGAUGAACGGGGGCGCCGGAGAGGACGACACGUGUCAAAGGCGGACCCUGAGUUCUGAUUCCCCGCCUUACGCGCGCGCGAUCGGCUCUUUUUCCGGCGCCGCGCAGACCACAACGCCACCUGCGCCCGCGCAGGACGACGGACUGACGCUCAGUCUCAUGGGCGGGGUAAGGAGGGGGGGGGCAGACAGCAUACGAAGCAGCAGCAACAACAGCAGGGCUGCUGCUGCUGCUGCUUCUGGGAACGCCUUGAGCGGGCGAGUGACCAUGCCAUCUCCACCGAGUCUUUUGUCGUCUUGCUGCAGCGAUUCGGCGGCGCGAAUGACCGGAAUGGAGGCGGAACGAAGCGGACAAGGCAUGGGGGCGGAGCAGCUCGGGAGCAGUUUGUCGGGAAGGGGGCACGAAUCGUGGGGCGACAGACCAGGGGGGCAGGAAGGAGGCGCAGGAGGAGGAGGAGGAGGAGGUGGUCGAGUAGGAGGGGGCGGAGGGGGGACGCAUCGAGACCCCGACCUGGACGAGGAACUCGACCAAGAACAUGAGGAGCAGCAACACCCGCGUAGACAAACCUUCUCCGGUCCCGAUCCCGAUCCCGCCUGCCUACUGAGCGCUCGUCGAUGCAGCGGCAUGCUGCCGGAGCGGGAAAGCCGGGGCGGUGGCCGGCUGGAGCAGCAGCAGGGGGGCGGGGGCGGGGGCGGAGCCCUAUGCCAACGUGGAGAGAGGGAGAGAGAGAGGAGGGGGAAGAGUAUCCCCGCAGCAUUGGCGGAAUGGCCGGCGGAGGUCGGCGCGUGCCAGCCCGUGGCUCGAGCAGUGGAAUUCGUAAAGCAGGAAACGCAUCCGCGGGACAACGAUGAUCAGGGGAGUGGGAGGAGUGCGACUGCCAUGGACAUGGUGGUGGGUGGGGGGCUCCUGCAAAACACACAGCGGGCAGAAGAGGAGGUCGGACUCGCCGGACGACGAGGAGGAGGAGGAGGAGGAGGAGGAGGAGGAGAAGGUAUAAGGGAGGACUGGGGGAAUCAACAGCAGCACACCAGCCAUUCUUAUCAUCAUCAUCAUCAGAAUAUCCCUCAACAUUAUCCGCAGCAGAACCGCCAACAUUAUCCACAACAUCGAGCGAAGAGUGAAGAGGACCAGCAGCAUUUCCACGGGCCUGGCAUGGGGGACGUGGGGCCGGUGGGGGUCCAAGCACCGCCGUCGAGAUUUGAGGUGAUGGGUUCCUUGUUCGAGCGGCAGCUGCGCUUGUCGUUCGGAGAAGAGGGAAGGGGGGGAGGAGGGGGAGGAGGGGCAGGAGGGGCAGGAGGAGGAGUAGGCGGAGGGAGACUCGACCACCUGCAUGCGCAGUUACGUGAGGGAGCGGAGCUGGACCUCUUCGGAAUGCGGCGGAGCGACUUCUUUGCGCCGUCGUCGACCAUCGGAAGGCCUGGCUUUCUUCCAGCAAUUGGAGAACCAGGAGGAGGAGGAGGAGGAGGAGGAGGAGGAGGAGUGGGAAGAGGAGAGAGGGGUGUACAUGGAGGAGAGGGGGUAUCAGAGGCAACACAUCCGCAGGAAAGUCGCAGUAGGCGCAGCAAUGGAGAGGAGCCGUUCCUUUCAGAAGAGCACAAAGUGAACCUGCAGGCGCUCUCGUUCGGCAAUUACGAGAAGAAGAAAGGACGCCCUCACGUCGUCAGAGGAGCUGUGCAUUAUGAUUCUGGCAUUCGAUCCGAUCCUCUUUGCUAGUGGGACCUCGGCCCCGGGAUGAGGGAAUGCAGCCGAAUUUUUAUUUUUUAUUUUAAAAAUUAAAAUGAAUUUUGUUGUCGUCA